This is a messenger RNA of Caenorhabditis remanei, 1014 nucleotides long. RefSeq lists its product as uncharacterized. The transcript has 3 exons. Gene Ontology annotation, molecular function: protein binding. Bases 1 to 1014 code for a protein of 337 amino acids. The record is from RefSeq and is a predicted model, not a curated record. Lineage: Eukaryota; Metazoa; Nematoda; Chromadorea; Rhabditida; Rhabditidae.
AUGUCAAAAUCGUUCCCGUUGUUACGACUACCACAUCUGGCACUUUUACAUGUUCUUCGAUUUUUUAGUACUGCUGAUUUAGUUGAUAUAUCAUUAUGCUCAAAAGUGACCCAAUAUCUCGUCAAACGUGUCAUCAAGAAGCCUCGAAAACUACAAUUUUUCAUUGAUGGAGAAUUUCAAAUUUGGAUUACAUUGAGAAGAUCUCAAAUCAUUUGGACAUUUUAUUACGAUGAGUUGAAAGAAAACCCGUAUCGAAUCCCGUCGUCUGGAAUUGUGAAAGUAACGAAAUGGUCGGGAUGGGGAGUGAAAACAAUGGAAAAGAAUUAUCAAAUGAAUGACUUUGGAAUCAGAAAUUGGAUGGAUCAUAUCGCUAAACUUUUCAAUUUGCUCCUGGAUGACCUGACAAUUCGUGAUUUUGUGAAGAUGUUCGAGAUUCAAGAUAUCAGAAAUCUAGUUGAUGGAUUGAAAAUUCAGAAUGUGAGAAUCGGUUAUUUCAUUCCUGAUCCUUAUGUUCAAACGAUUCUAGAAGCAGUUCAAAUCAACAAAACCCUAAUUCUCCCAUCAACUUCAAAGCAGAUAUCUCCAGAAAAUAUAAAGUUUAACAUGGAGGAAUUAAAAUUGGAAUUGAGUAACUUCUUGACGAUAGAUCAUGUUUCGAAUAUGAACUGCAGAUUCAUCGAUUUGGGAUAUUCGAAUUUCGAAGAUUCUCAGUUGAAUUUAUUUCUGAAAUCCUGGAUGACUGGAGAAUGGAACAGAGAAUUGGAAGUGCUGAAAACUAGAAGUGAGGAAGGAAAAAUAUGGAUAACUGAGAGGAUUUUGGAUGGAUUGGAUGCACUGAAAGUGACUGCAGAGAGGGCGUUUCGAAUAAAAUCAGUGAAUAGCCGUAUUGGAAAAGAAAUGAAACUGACUGCUCCGAGUUGGGAUAUUCAUCGAGAAAACACGAUUGGAUCAGGUACAAUUCGAAGUAUCGAUGACAUACAAUCAUGUUUUUUAUUUUGUGUUUGGCCUGAAUGA